Molecule: messenger RNA, 1074 nt
Organism: Penicillium malachiteum
Lineage: Eukaryota; Fungi; Ascomycota; Eurotiomycetes; Eurotiales; Aspergillaceae
Product: alternative oxidase
Exons: 3
Coding region: 1-1074 (357 amino acids)
Biological process (GO): alternative respiration
Cellular component (GO): mitochondrion
Molecular function (GO): alternative oxidase activity
Source: RefSeq, a predicted model, not a curated record
AUGAGCUCAGUCUCAGUAUUAUCGACAACUACCCUCCGGGUAGCUGCACGCCCUCACACUUACAUACCUCUCAUUGCGAAAAGCUAUUCGGGAGUGACUAUCGCCAGACUCCAUACUUCACAUGGUAUCAACUACCACGCGGUAUCAGGUGUCUACACUCCCAAACAUGGAAUCUCAUCCACCCCACAUCAUCAAAUCAAGGAAUUCUUCCCACCUCCUCAGGCUGAAGGCGUAAAGCAAGUAGAAACUGCAUGGGCACAUCCAGUGUACACUGAUGCUCAAAUGAAAGAUGUCGCCAUUGCACAUCGAAAAGCCACCGAUUGGUCAGACUGGGUUGCUCUAGGAAUGGUUCGUGUCUUUCGAUAUGGCAUGGACUUGACAACUGGAUACAAGCACCCUGCUCCGGGUGAACAGUUACCGGCUCGGUUCAAGAUGACAGAGAAGAAAUGGAUGAGUCGGUUUGUCUUUCUGGAGACAGUGGCGGGUGUUCCUGGCAUGGUUGGUGGUAUGCUUCGUCAUCUACGCAGUCUCCGUCGUAUGAAGCGAGAUAACGGCUGGAUUGAAACCCUCCUCGAGGAAGCAUACAACGAGCGCAUGCACCUCCUCACCUUCCUCAAACUAGCCGAACCCGGCUGGUUCAUGCGACUGAUGGUCCUCGGCGCCCAAGGCGUCUUCUUCAACGGUUUCUUCAUCUCCUACCUCAUUUCCCCGCGCAUCUGCCAUAGAUUUGUCGGCUACCUGGAAGAAGAGGCUGUCAUCACAUACACCCGUGCAAUUGAGGAGCUGGAUGCGGGCAAGUUGCCAGAAUGGAAGACGCUUGAAGCGCCCCAGAUUGCAAUUAACUACUGGAAGAUGCCCGAGGGCCAGCGUACCAUGCGGAAUCUUCUUAUGUACAUCCGUGCUGAUGAAGCUAAACAUCGGGAGGUCAACCACACACUUGGAAACUUGAUCCAGGCUAGCGAUCCCAACCCUUACCAGAGUAAGUACCGGGAUCCCAGCCGAGAGCAUCCGAGUAAGGGGAUUGAGCAUCUGAAGGGAACUGGAUGGGAACGAGCGGAUAUCUUCAAGUCUUGA